GACAAGGGGAAAUUGCCAUUCCUUCACACUGCGGCCAGAUGGAGCGCCAGUCCUCUUCACAUGAUAAGUCUGCUGAUGGACCACAGUGCUGAGAUUAACGCUGUUGACCCCGAAGGAAAUACAGCUCUUCACGUGGCAGUGGAAGCUGGCAGAGUAGAGGCUGUGUACGGCCUGCUGAAGUUCUGCCCGGAUCUCUCCCUCCGUAACUCCCAAAAUAAAACAGCAAUUGAUCUCCUCCUUCCUGUCAAUGGGUCCUCAACAAACACCACAUCGCAGCCAAGUGACACGACCUCACAGCCAAGUGACGAUCCCAUUAGUGAGACAGAAAAACCAGUAAAGGGACUGAUGUUGCAACUAUUUGCCACAUCAUCUUCAUAUAAUGACACAUGUUUUGCCACCUCUCACCUCUCUUAUGAUAAAACAGCAAUUGAUCUCCUCCUUCCUGUCAAUGGGUCCUCAACAAACACCACAUCGCAGCCAAGUGACACGACCUCACAGCCAAGUGACGACCCCAUCAGUGAGACAGAAGAACCAGUAAAGGAACUGAUGUUGCAACUAUUUGCCGCAUCAUCUUCAUUUAAUGACAUGUUUUGCCAGCGUCAGUCUCACCUCUCUAAUGGUAAAUGUUACGUUUAG
Molecule: messenger RNA, 636 nt
Organism: Procambarus clarkii (red swamp crayfish)
Lineage: Eukaryota; Metazoa; Arthropoda; Malacostraca; Decapoda; Cambaridae
Source: RefSeq, a predicted model, not a curated record